This is a messenger RNA of Aspergillus versicolor CBS 583.65, 1480 nucleotides long. RefSeq lists its product as uncharacterized. Lineage: Eukaryota; Fungi; Ascomycota; Eurotiomycetes; Eurotiales; Aspergillaceae. The coding region runs from base 426 to 1325 and encodes 299 amino acids. The transcript has a single exon. The record is from RefSeq and is a predicted model, not a curated record.
GAGAGCUCUUCGCCGCGGCUUUGGGAAUACUACCGGAAGCGGAAAUGAGGUGAACCUCGCCAUACCAGGCUGCCGGUAGUGUUACAACCACUGGACCAUUUCCGGCUCCUUCUGGCUUUGGGCAUUUUUCUUCUAUUGCGACCCUCGCUCCUUCCUUUGCAACUUUUUGCUCCUUAAUCUCGUCUGCUCGUUCUAUUUUCUCGCUGAUGUUACCAUGCACCGGUUCAUCUCUCCCAAACCGGUGAGACUAUCAUUCUAUUUCUACCUACAAAUGAUAUAAUCCAUUUUCCAAACGUCGCUCGUUAAGACCUACAUUCAUUUAUCUGUACCACCCGCAUUGCUUUCGAUAUAUACACCCCCAGUCCUCCUUUACCCUCCCGAAUUUUUCUUCUAUAACACAAUUACACCAUUGGUGCGAUUUUACUAUGCGUUCGGAGGGUUCAGCAAUUUUAACGAAGACUGGAGAGUCUUCGUCUGAGCGAAAGGUUGAAAUUGUGCGAGUGCGCUCAUCGCGCUCAUCAACCACGUCAAGAUGCGGACAGCAACGCCGCUACUAUCGCUCUUUAGAUCUGGGCCCAGAGCCUGAUCCGGAGCCAUACAUGUCGACCUCGAAUAUAACAGAUACGCGGCAGUCGUUAGAAAUGACCCGACUCGAGGCGCUGCAUACCCUCGAUACAUGCCGCCAUGUAAUUGCGUCCCUCGAGCUGACAAGACUACGCAAAUCUCGCAGCGGAUUAUGUCAUUGGAUGGGAUUUUGGGAGCGACUAUACGAGCGAUCAUUCGCAAAUGUCUUGUCGUCCCGAGUCAUGGCGGCAUUAUACAAAGUUGACGCAUUGUUUCGUGCUGUGUCCUUUGACCUUCACCAGCUGGCGCAGAAGACAGAACUUGCCAUCGUCAGCGCUUCGUCUGAGAAGGAGAUUCUCCAUAUUCUCGAGAGAAUGGAAGACGAAGUCGGUAUACGGCGGAGACGAAGGCGCAGAAAAGCUCAACAUAUCCUCCAAAAAAUGCGCGCCAAUAUCGAGGCAAUUCCAGUCAAAGUUGGCGAUGAACUCUUCGACGACAUGAAACGGGGUGUGUUUGCUUUGGACGUCUUCGGAGACUACCACCCAGGAGAUGAGAGAGCAGAACAAACCGAAAGAAUGUGGCCUCAACAUUUCAUGAGGCAACCUGUUGGACUGGUUGCAGUUUCUCCGUAUCUCUACCACCAAUGGCGCGAAUCCGCGGUUUCGGAUACCACUUCCACGCCUUUGACGACGUAUAGUUCCAAUGCUCGCCGGACGGACUCUGCGGGAUGGGUGGGUAGUGGGCGGACACCCUCUGUGUGAUGAAAUGCGUCAAGUAUUGCAAGUAUUGCAAAUACAGCAUCAAGCGGGCGUUGGAUUUUGCAUCUUUGGUGCAAUAGAUAGAUUUGUUUGUCCGAGUCGUUAAAACGCUAAAUAUAGAUUAGAUAGAAUAUAAUACGAAUCAAUCGUUUCCUGAC